CCGCGCACCACCUCCAUCACCACCAUCAUCAGGGCUUCCUGUUGUUGUUGGCUGCAGGUCGAGGCUGUUGUGUGUCUUUCUCUCUCUCUUUCCUCGCCGCCACGGCCAUGAAUCUGUCUCCCUCCGCGGGCUCGAACGCCAACGGCCUCCUCUACGUCGGCUUCAACCAAGACCACGGUUGCUUUGCCUGUGGAACGGAGAAUGGAUUCCGCGUUUACAACACAGACCCUCUCAAAGAGAAGGAGAAACAAGAGUUCCCCCAGGAGAGUUGUGACGGGGGCGGUGUGGUGCAUGUGGAGAUGCUCUUCCGCUGUAACUAUUUGGCCCUAGUCGGAGGAGGUCCCAGACCGAAGUUCCCUCCCAACAAAGUGAUGAUCUGGGAUGAUCUGAAGAAGAGGACUGUGAUCCAGUUGGAGUUCUCCACGGACGUGAGGGCAGUGAAGCUGAGACGUGAUCGUAUCGUGGUGGUGUUGGACUCUCUGAUCAAGGUGUUCACCUUCACACAGAACCCACACCAGCUGCAUGUGUUUGAGACAAGCCAUAAUCCUAAAGGUCUCUGUGCGCUGUGUCCACACAGCAACAACUCCCUGCUCGUGUUCCCAAGUCCCCGGGUUGGCCAGGUGACGACCGUGGAUCUCGCCUGCCCCGAGCGCUCGCCGCUAGAGAUCGCUGCACAUGAAGGGCCUCUGUCCUGUCUCGCGCUGGGCACGCACGGGGCUAGGCUAGCCACUGCGUCUCAGAAGGGGACGUUGGUGCGGGUCUUUGACACGGCCACUGGGCAACUCCUCCAGGAGCUCCGGAGAGGCUCCGGUCCAGCCACCAUCUACUGUAUAAACUUCAACCAGGACUCCACCCUGCUCUGCGUAUCCAGUGACCAUGGCACAGUACAUAUCUUCGCUGCAGAGGACCCCAAACGGAACAAACAGUCUAGCCUGGCAUCCGCGAGUUUUCUCCCCAAGUACUUCAGCUCCAAGUGGAGCUUCUCACGCUUCCAAAUCCCCACCGCAUCACACUGCCUCUGUGCCUUCGGCAGUGAACAGAACUCCGUCAUCGCUAUCUGUGCUGAUGGCACCUACUACAAGUUCCAGUUCAACCACAAGGGGGAGUGCAGCCGAGACGUCUACGCCCAGUUCCUCGAGAUGACCGACGACAAAAUAUAGCCCCGUUGCCCGGGCCUCGCAAGGCCUCUCAUACCCCUCCUAGGCCUAGCCAGGCCGUCCUAGGCCUCGCCAGACUUUCCUAGGCCUCGCCAGGCUUUCCUAGGCCUCGCCAGGCCUUCGUAGGCCUCACCAACUUAUCCUAAGCCUUGCCAGACCUUCAUAGGCCUAGCCAGGCCGUCCUAGGCCUCGCCAGGCUUUUCUAGGCCUCGCCAGGCCUUCGUAGGCCUCACCAACUUAUCCUAAGCCUUGCCAGACCUUCGUAGGCCUAGCCAGGCUGUCCUAGGCCUCGCCCGGCUUUCCUAGGCCUCUCAAGGCCUUCGUAGGCCUCACCAACUUAACCUAAGCCUUGCCAGACCUUCGUAGGCCUAGCCAGGCCAUCCUAGGCCUCGCCCAGCUUUCCUAGGCCUCUCAGGGCCUUCGUAGGCCUCACCAACUUAUCCAAAGCCUUGCCAGACCUUCGUAGGCCUAGCCAGGCCGUCCUAGGCCUCGCCCGGCUUUCCUUGGCCUCGCCCGGCUUUCCUAGGCCUCGCCAGCCCUUCCUAGGCCUUACCAGCCCGUCCUAGGCCUUACCAGCCCGUCCUAGGCCUCGCCAGCCCUUCCUAGGCCUAACCAGCCCGUCCUAGGCCUUACCAGCCCGUCCUAGGCCUCACCAGCUCUUCCUAGGCCUAACCAGCCCGUCCUAGGCCUUACCAGCCCGUCCUAGGCCUCACCGGCCCUUCCUAGGGCUUUGCCAGGACCUCGCCAAACCUACAAAAAGGGCCACUUCAGAUUGCUCUUAAGUUGUUUUGCCCUUGACCUGCAUAGGCCUAGGAAAUGCCUGGCCAGGCUUCGCUAGGCCUCUGUGGCCUCUCCCGUAGACCUCUCCCUAGGCCUGUCCAGGCCUCCGCAGGGGGCCCCUCUGAUUGCUCUUAAAUUGUUUCGUGACCUAGGCGUGCGUAGGCCUCGCCCAUGGCUUGCCUAGGCCUACCCCAGGCCCCUCUGAUUUCUCCAAAGACUCCGCCGUAGGUCGCGCCAGGCCUCCCAAGGGGCCCCUCUGAUUGCUGUUAAAUUGUUUUGUGACCUAGGCCUAUAUAGGCCUAGCCAGGCCUCCUAAGUGGGGCCCUCCCUCUGAUUGGCUCUUAAAAGUGUUUUGCUGUGUCCUAGGAAGGCGGCCUGCCCCGGCUUUACCGAGGCCUCGAUUAGGCCUCACUUAGGCCUUCCUAGGCCUGGUCAGGCUUUAGGCCUUCCUAGGCCUGGCCAGGCUUCACUUAGGCCUUCCUAGGCCUGGCCAGGCUUCACUUCGGCCUUCCUAGGCCUGGCCAGGUCUUGCUUAGGCCUUCCUAGGCCUGGCCAGGCUUCUUUUAGGCCUUCCUAGGCCUGGCCAGGUCUUGUUUAGGCCUUCCUAUGCCUGGCCAGGCUUCACUUAGGCCUUCCUAGGCCUGGCCAGGUCUUGUUUAGGCCUUCCUAGGCCUGGCCAGGUCUUGUUUAGGCCUUCCUAGGCCUGGCCAGGCUUCACUUAGGCCUUCCUAGACCUGACCAGGUCUUGUUUAGGCCUUCCUAGGCCUGGCCAGGUCUUGUUUAGGCCUCCCUAGGCCUGGCCAGGCUUCACUUAGGCCUUCCUAGGCCUGGCCAGGUCUUGUUUAGGCCUUCCUAGGCCUGGCCAGGUCUUGCUUAGGCUUUCCUAGGCCUGGACAGGCUUCACUUAGGCCUUCCUAGGCCUGGCCAGGCUUCACUUAGGCCUUCCUAGGCCUGGCCAGGUCUUGUUUAGGCCUUCCUAGGCCUGGCCAGGUCUUGUUUAGGCCUCCCUAGGCCUGGCCAGGUCUUGUUUAGGCCUUCCUAGGCCUGGCCAGGUCUUGUUUAGGCCUUCCUAGGCCUGGCCAGGCUUCACUCAGGCCUUCUUAGGCCUGGCCAGGCUUCACUUAGGCCAUCCUAGGCCUGGCCAGGUCUUGUUUAGGCCUUCCUAGGCCUGGCCUUGUUUAGGCCUUCCUCGGCCUGGCCAGGCUUCGCUUAGGGCUUCCUAGGCCUGGCCAAGUCUUGUUUAGGCCUUCCUAGGCCUGGCCAGGCUUCACUUAGGCCAUCCUAGGCCUGGCCAGGUCUUGUUUAGGCCUUCCUAGGCCUGGCCAGGUCUUGUUUAGGCCUUCCUAGGCCUGGCCAGGCUUCACUUAGGCCUUCCUAGGCCUGGCCAGGCUUCACUUAGGCCUUCCUAGGCCUGGCCAGGUCUUGUUUAGGCCUCCCUAGGCCUGGCCAGGCUUCACUUAGGCUAUCCUAGGCCUGGCCAGGCUUCACUUAGGCCAUCCUAGGCCUGGCCAGGUCUUGUUUAGGCCUUCCUAGGCCUGGCCAGGUCUUGUUUAGGCCUUCCUAGGCCUGGCCAGGCUUCACUUAGGCCUUCCUAGGCCUGGCCAGGUCUUGUUUAGGCCUUCCUAGGCCUGGCCAGGCUUCACUUAGGCCAUCCUAGGCCUGGCCAGGUCUUGUUUAGGCCUUCCUAGGCCUGGCCUUGUUUAGGCCUUCCUCGGCCUGGCC
Messenger RNA from Petromyzon marinus (sea lamprey), 3659 nucleotides. The record is from RefSeq and is a predicted model, not a curated record. NCBI's taxonomy places the organism in Eukaryota, Metazoa, Chordata, Hyperoartia, Petromyzontiformes, Petromyzontidae.